UCCUCGGCUUCUCCCCUCCCCUCGCUCUCUGCUCUUCUUCUUCUGCCCCCCACCCACACACACUCGAGACCUAGGGUUAGGGUUUCGGUCGCUUCCGAUUCCGACCGCCAUGGCCGCCGCCGCGGGCUCCAUCGUGGUGGACUUCCCCUCCAUGGGCUCCGCCUGCUGCUUCCCCAGCCUCGAGUCCCUCCUCCGCGACUCCGCCUCCCGCUUCCUCGCCGCCGUCUCCGCGGCGCCCGACCCGGACCUCACCAACUUCCGCUCCCUCUUCUCGCGGGUGCUCAACACCUACCCGGACCCGCCGCUGGAGGCCGUCUGGUUCUUCUCCGCGCUCUCCUUCCACGACUCCCCCGACGACCUCCGCGGCCUCCUCCACCUCCUCUCCGCCUUCACCGCCUCCUCCCAGUCCGCCGCCAAGCCGCUCGCCCUCCUCGCCCCCGUCAUCUCCGAGCUCUUCCACUCCGCCAAGCCCCGCAGGGAGACCGAGGCCCUGGUUGAGGCCGUCCUCAGCUACGUCAGCAUCUGCAGCAGCCGCGCCCCCGCCGGGGGCGAGGGGGCCAGCGCCGACGCCGGGGGCCUUCUGCCGGCCUUCGGGGAGCUGGUGAAGGUGUGGAGCGUGCGCCACUCGAGGGACAGGUGCCCGUUCCAGGUGCUCUUCCCUCUGGUCGGGGAGGAUGCCAGGCGGGAGCUCAUGAGGGAAGGCUGUAGCGUCGUCUUCCUCGCCGGUGUGGUGGUUGCCGAGGCGUUCCUGCUCAGGCUCUGCCUCAAGGUGCAGGGCGCAGCAGGUGUGCCACGUGCUGAGCUGCAGAAGGAACUCAGGAUCUGGGCUGUCAGCUCCAUCUCGGUCUUCCAGAACAAGCAAUUCUUCGAGGUUCUGCUAAACAUGCUCGUGAAUCCUCCGCUGCCUGUUUAUUCCCUACUGAGUGCUGAUGAUGAAAUCUUGGUGAGAGAUAUCCUUUAUGAUGCUCUGAUCUUGGUGGAUUAUUCUUUCAUUAACAAAGGAGCAGAAGUUGAUCAAGCUGAUAGCUCCCUUUUGCCCCUUUUUGUGUCAAGAUUGCUUAUCACUCAUGAUGCCAUCAAUGAUGCCAGGAGCAAAGGCGACCAAGGGAGGGCAAUGUCUUUUAUGAAUGCUUUCUUCACGUCAAACAUCCCCACUUAUUUUGUUAAGUGGGCUACUCGUCAAGCUGGCUUCAACCAACUCAGCAAACCAGCUGCUAUCACACCUCAAGCUCUCCUCAAGUGGCUUGUAGAGCUUGAAGAUAAGGGCUUCAGAGUAUUUGGAGAUAAUGUUUCUCGGAUUAGGGAGAGGCUGAUGUAUGACGAGCGCAGGAACGGUUACCAGAGCAGGAUGAUUCACUCAGAUGCUGAUCUUUUCUUCAUUGAUAAGCAGAAUGGUGGGGAGGUUAUGGACACAAGGGCGGGUGAGGAUGAAGAAGCUGCUGAGAUGGAAACAGCAGAUUAUGCUUUUAUGGCUGCUGCUCAGUCUAUGAAGACUAAUGGCAUGCGGAAAAGGAAGGAUUGCGGAACUGAAGAUGCAAAUGUGGUGAAGUUUGUGAAGUACAAGGUUGAAGACAGCUCAGUGAAGGAUUACUUCUUGUCAGGAAAUAAUGGAGUGAGCAGUGGUAGUGAGGUAGAGAAUCCGCAGUCCGAUGAUGAGAUGGAAGAAACUAAUUGAUGGAUAGAAAGGAAACCACCCGCUAAUGCUUACUUGGGAGAGUCUUUUGGCAGGUCUGGAGUUGGGACGAUUGCUGUUGCUUCGGUUUCCGCUUCUGUAUGAUGUCAUUCAGCUUCCUUCAGGAUGAUGAUGAUGAAUGGAAGCGGGAUUCUAGGAUAAUAAUCUGCAACACAGAGCCCGACCCCAGCCAGGCUUACCGAUAUAGUCGUAACUGCUUAGCUAACUUAGACUCGAUGCAUGAUGCUACAAACUAUAUAUCAUGUUCUUUGCUAUGCGCAAUUAGAGACUUCGAAAUGUAGAUCUACUCUAAAGACUUCUAUAAUAGAAGAGUACCUUUAUGUUAA
Molecule: messenger RNA, 2019 nt
Organism: Oryza brachyantha (malo sina)
Lineage: Eukaryota; Viridiplantae; Streptophyta; Magnoliopsida; Poales; Poaceae
Exons: 5
Coding region: 110-1675 (521 amino acids)
Source: RefSeq, a predicted model, not a curated record